Molecule: messenger RNA, 1833 nt
Organism: Sycon ciliatum
Lineage: Eukaryota; Metazoa; Porifera; Calcarea; Leucosolenida; Sycettidae
Exons: 1
Coding region: 1-1833 (610 amino acids)
Biological process (GO): DNA catabolic process
Cellular component (GO): cytoplasm
Molecular function (GO): nucleic acid binding; 3'-5'-DNA exonuclease activity
Source: RefSeq, a predicted model, not a curated record
AUGAAGUACGUGCAGAAGCUAUUCAUGUAUGCGAUCACCCAGAAUCGCGGAAAUUCGACUGGCUUGAAGGCGGCACUGAACACCACGGUUCCUCACAUGUACGGUGACCAUGCUGCCUGCGGAGAAUGGUGCAAGUAUGGUGAUGACCCCGACAGCUACCGCCACAAGAGCCUGCCAUUUGGGAAAGACCUAACUUCGGAAAUCACGCAAGCGGCAUUGACGAAAAUAUUCAGUGUGUAUGCUGACAAUGCUGAGAAGCUUGUGCAUCACGGCAGUUCACAAGCGAACGAAUCGCUAAACAACACGGUGGCCAGCAAGCAACCAAAGUCCCGCCACUACGGAAGCUCUCCGUCGUUCAAUUUUCGCGUUGGUGCAGCUGUUGCACAGAAGAAUGUUGGGUACACCUACGUAGCCGACGUGUGCGAGAAGGCUGGGCUUUCACCAAGCCAGCAUGCCCGUGCACAUGGUGAACAACUGGAUCUGCUGAGGGACCAGAAAACCCUGCGCCAGGGCAGGAAAGAAGUCAAGAAGCGGCGACUGGAGCUCAAAGAAUCCCGGUCCUCGCGUCUAGCGUCCACCAAGGUACGCGAAGGUACUCAGUACCAGUCUGAAUGUGCCCUCCUACUUGACCAGCAGGACAACACUGAGAUCGCCGCACCAGUUUCUUAUGACCCGAUCCCUGCAUCCGAGGCCUGUGACUAUGUCGUGUUUGACCUGGAGACUACUGGUCUCGAUGACUCGGCAGAGAUAGUUCAGAUUGCUGCAUGUAGGCUUGGCAAGACCUUUUCCAGGUAUGUGUUGCCUUGUGGUGGCAUCCAGAAGUCAGCAUCGGAGAAGACUGGUUUGUCCGUAUCUAUUAUUGGUGGACAGCGAACUCUCGUCAGGUCAGGCAAAGCAUUGAAGACGGAUGUUCUGCAGGAAGUCGCGGAUGAUUUCAUCGACUGGCUUGACAGACUGCGCUCAAAGUCAAUCGUCCUUGUGGCCCAUAACUGCAAGCGCUUUGAUUGCAGAGUCCUCCUGCGCCAGUUUGCUGCAUGUGCUGCAGUUGAUCAGCUGCUGGAAGCUGUACACGGCUUUGCGGACACAUUGUCAGCGUUCAAGGAGGCUCUGCCUGGCCUUGCUUCGUAUGCGCAGGAGCGACUUGUUGCGGACUACGUGGGAACGGCAUACGCUGCACAUGAUGCUGUAGCGGAUGUCGAUGCCCUUGCUGCCCUAAUUGCCAAGUCCAUGCUGCAAGCUGUUCUGGCAAAGCAUCGCUACACAGCCACAUCUGCUGUAGCUAUGAAUACACUGCAUCAGCUUGCUGGCCCCAGAACAGCGGAACUUCGGAGCAAAUUGCCGAGAUCUGCCCUCAGUAAGUCCAUGGCAGAACGCAUUGCAAGGUCAGGGUUGGGCCACAGUGACCUGAACCUUGCCUACAGCCGCGGCCAGCGAGAUGGGCUGACUCGGGUUCUUGGCGAGGCUGGCAGCGACGGGAAUCCCCGUGUGACCAAGACCGCAUCCGUUAUCAAGAAGCUGGCUGAUCACUUUGAGUUGAUACCACCUGGAAGCAGCUCCUAUGUGACAGCUGCAGCAACCACCCCUGCCACUGCUCUGCAGGCCAGUUCCUCUUCAAGUCUCGCUGCUUCGGGUGCUUCUGCAACCAGCUCCUUGACAACGCACAGUUCCUCUGGCCAUGUCGCAACAAGUGUGGCCACCACCAGUCCACCGGUCCCUAUUCCCACACUAUCGCCAAGGAAGAGAGCUCUGUAUGAAAGACGACUGCGAGAAGGCUACGACUUUCCUGACCCGGCAUAUCUGGAGUGGGUUGCUGCAAGGAAACGUGCAGCCUAG